CAAAGCUUCUAAGCAUGCUGAGCUUCCUGCGGCAUGGCCCUCCAGUGAGCCUGUGCAUGGGACUCGCCUGUACCCUCUCUCUCUGGAAUACAGUGUCUGGUCUUAAAGGAGAAGGCAAGAAAGAUAAAGUAAUGGGUCACUUACCCGCAACAGUGCCUGGAAACAAAGGCCUCAAACAGGAGAAAUCUGGAUCCUUCCCUCAUGCAGCAGAGUCUUUCUUCAGAGAAGAAAAGAUGGUAAAGGGCAUAGAGGUUCUUGCUACAACAGAACUCCCAGCAAGGUCAGUUGACCUGUCUGCACUCAAUCUGACUGAACUUGUGAAUGGAAUGCUCAGUAGAGCUUUAAAAGCAGACAGCAAGCAAUUCUUCUCCGUGCUUAGCAUCACUUCUUAUAGUUCAUUUGCCUUCCACAAGGUUUCCUUGGCCAUCUACAACAUUUCCAACCCAAAAAAAGUUGACCCGGCCAAAUUCCCUACCAGGUAUUGCUACUGUUUGAACAAUAGGACCAAUGACUUAUCAGAUUUCACAGCGUUGCUGGUGGACAUUGUUGGGAAUUCUACCAGCUAUCUCACUGAGAUUUUUAAGUCAACCUCCAUCCUCUCUGUGAGUCAGACCAAUGAAUCUGACUGUGUCUUCAUCUGUGUGAUGGCAGGGAAGUCAGGAAGGAAUCUUUCUGACUUCUGGCAGAUGGUAGAGAAAUCUCCUGUUAUCAACUACACAUUCACCAGUGGUGUGUCUAGUGCUUUGGGUGCAACUACCAGGGGAACAGCCCAGACUUUAAGACUUGAGACCCAAAGCCAGCAGUCACUUCUAAGAUCGUAUCCUGCACGCUGGAGCACACAAUGGGUAUCUGCUCCGAAGACCUUCACUUGGUCAAAGACAAGUAUUCCUUCAGAGAAAGAGGUGACAGAAAACAAAGAGAUGUUUCCAGAGCUUCCUUUUGGGGCCAUAGCCACACAGAGUAGUGCCACUGACACACAGCCAAACUCAGGAAAAAUGACCAGAACACCAUGGGUGACAAGCAGACACACAUGGGCUCCCAUAGUAUCCAUGUCUACGUCACAGACCAUGGACGAUAGUACACCUGGAAGGCCACCCUGGCCAAGCCUUCCCUCCACACCAGCCUCCGCUACAGAUGCCCAGAUGCUCAGGAGCACAGAAAGCCCAUUGCAUCCUUCUAUGAUACUGGCCACACCCAGCAGACUAGCACAGACCAGCAUAGCCUCAGGAACACUCACGCCUGGAACACAGACUCCAAUUCCAACCAAAGCACCAGCUCCUAGAGACCCGCAGACAGAUGGUGUUCCUGCAGAAUGGCUGUUCACCCCUGAGUUAGAGCCAGCCCUGGUCCCACCAGCCCAUCAAGUUUCAAGGUGUCCUCGGCCACUCCUCAAAGAAGAAACCAUUGCAGACACUCCUCUACCCCUGGUCAUGAAGAAACUCAACCCAUGCCUGAUGGAACUCUGCCGCUACUUCCAGAAAUGCCUCUGUGCAAGCCAAAAGAGGGAUUACAGUUUAGAAGCCACAAGGUAUUGUCUGGAAUUCUAUUCUUGGUUUCUGAAGAAUGCUACACUGAUCUGUCAGAGAGUGAAGAGGGUAUCCCACUCUCGCACCUUGAAGCAAAAAUGCCUUGAGAAUGUCUGCAAGUUUGUGUGAACAGCAAACAGUGACUUCUACCACCAAACCUUCACUUUGGUUUUGUUCCAGCUUGGCUGUAUUUUCAGAAUCCAGGCGUGCCCAGCCAAGUUAUCUGUAGAAGGGAAGGGAUUUUCUUUCCUGUCAAUCUGUGUAAUGCACUGAAGGCAGAAGUUUCAUAGUCAGUGGAAUAACACCAGGUUUCUCUGCCUGCUUCAGAGGAAUGGAAAACUGUGAACUGGGUUUAAAACCCUACCAUUAUGCCAGAAGCAAUUCUGAUACCAGAGAACUGGGGUAAAGGGUUCAUAUUAGUGUGCACAUAGCAAUCCAGCAUAGAGAAAUACUGGAGGUGACUCAAACUUGGUACUUUGAGAUGACAGCAGGAGGAUACAUUGAAAAGGCCUGACUCUGCACUCCAGAGAGCUCUCACUAUGGUGCUGUACAACUGGUAAACACUUGGCUGCAUACAGCUUGCAGUGCCACAGCAUCAAGAUCCUCUUCCAAGUUCCUAAGGAGGAGGCGAUGGAAACAUUUCUUGGGAGCAUGGAGAUGUGGAGAUCUUAAUUUUCCCUUUAUCUUGACUUCCCUUCUGCAUGUCUCACUGUGUUCCAGUUUUCUUCUAGAAUACUGCUGGACUCAGCCAUUUAGUAGUCAGACUUCAGAGUUCAGCAAAACUGAUUUAUUCAUACUGUGUAUCAUAGGAAAAUGAGAAGCUUCCAGGAGAGCUCAGGCAUGACCUACUUGUUCUCUUCACCAUUUGGUUUCUCAUACAAUCAUUACACAUCACUCUCCAGCAAUAAU
Messenger RNA from Meriones unguiculatus (Mongolian gerbil), 2435 nucleotides. It is a transcript of the gene Hhla1, whose product is annotated as HHLA1 neighbor of OC90. Bases 15 to 1655 code for a protein of 546 amino acids. The transcript is spliced from 17 exons. The record is from RefSeq and is a predicted model, not a curated record. Lineage: Eukaryota; Metazoa; Chordata; Mammalia; Rodentia; Muridae.